Oreochromis niloticus (Nile tilapia) is the source of this 2107-nucleotide messenger RNA. RefSeq names its product napsin A aspartic peptidase (gene napsa). NCBI's taxonomy places the organism in Eukaryota, Metazoa, Chordata, Actinopteri, Cichliformes, Cichlidae. Gene Ontology annotation, molecular function: aspartic-type endopeptidase activity. The coding region runs from base 137 to 1330 and encodes 397 amino acids. Gene Ontology annotation, cellular component: lysosome. The transcript has 9 exons. Gene Ontology annotation, biological process: proteolysis. The record is from RefSeq and is a predicted model, not a curated record.
GGACGAAGCCGAGUGAGAGCGGAUGUUAUCGAAGUACUUUCACUCAGCUUUAGUACGUCAGUUGAAGUAGACGGUUCCGCAUUUCUGUGUCCGUUAGUCUCGGUAAUUAAGCGGACUUUUACUCUGGAGGUCAGAAAUGAGUCGACUGCAGAUACUUUGUGUGGCCGGGGUGCUGCUGCUAGCACAAUGCACCGCCAUCCUGAGAGUUCCUCUUUAUAAAACAAGGAGCCUGCGCCGCCUGAUGAGCGAUAAUGGGAUGUCCGUGGAUGAACUGCGGGCUUUGGCGAAGAGCACCGGAUCACCGGACAGCGCUCCAUCCCCACAGCUGCCCGUGGAAAGGCUGACCAACUUCUUGGAUUCUCAGUACUAUGGGAUUAUAAGUAUUGGCACCCCACCACAGAACUUCACUGUGCUGUUUGACACUGGCUCCUCCAACCUGUGGGUCCCCUCCAUUCACUGCUCCUUGUUGGAUAUUGCCUGCUGGUUUCAUCACCGCUACAACUCAAAGAAGUCGAGCACAUAUGCCAAGAAUGGCACAGAGUUCUCCAUCCAGUAUGGCACGGGCAGCUUGUCUGGCUUCAUCAGCGGGGACACUGUCACUAUUGCAGGUCUGUCUGUGCCUGGGCAGCAGUUUGGAGAAGCGGUGAAGCAGCCCGGGAUUACGUUUGCCUUUGCGCGAUUCGAUGGGGUGCUGGGGAUGGGCUACCCCUCAAUAUCUGUAGAUAAUGUCAUGCCAGUGUUUGACACGGCCAUGGCUGCCAAGCUACUCCCCCAGAACAUUUUCUCUUUCUACAUUAGCAGAGACCCGACCGCAGCAGUAGGAGGGGAGCUGAUGCUGGGAGGGACCGACCCGCAGUACUACACUGGAGACCUGCACUAUGUUAAUGUGACACGAAAGGCCUUCUGGCAGAUUGGGAUGAACAGAGUUGAUGUUGGCAACCAGCUGACUCUUUGCAAAGCCGGUUGCCAGGCUAUCGUUGACACAGGGACGUCCCUAAUUGUGGGUCCUAAGGAGGAAGUCAAGGCACUGCAGAAAGCCAUUGGAGCGAUCCCCCUGCUCAUGGGAGAGGCCUUGAUCGAGUGUACGAAGAUUCCAACUCUCCCCGUUAUCUCUUUCGACAUUGGAGGAAAGACGUUCAACUUGACCGGAGAGGAUUAUGUCGUGAAGGAGUCUCAGAUGGGUGUGACUAUCUGUCUGUCAGGCUUUAUGGCCAUGGAUAUCCCGCCUCCUACAGGACCCCUCUGGAUCCUGGGAGAUGUAUUCAUUGGGAAGUACUACACAGUGUUCGACAGGGAUGCUGAUCGCGUGGGCUUCGCCACUGCCAAGUAGACAAUUAAACAUUGUGUAAGAUAUACUGCACUUCUCCUUUUUAGCAGUAAUUUCACUUUAAAAGUCCCGCAAAGCAAAAUUUAAUCGACAGUCUCGCUUUAUUUGAUUUGCAGUUAUAUCUGACAUUUGCAUGCAGAAAUGAGAUUUACAUGAAUCACCAAAUGAUUUGCAGUGAGCUGAUAGGGAUGCUACAUUAAUUACCACAAAGGAGUGAUGUGAACAAAGGGACUACUACAACCCAUUUCUUGCAUUUGUCUGUUUAAAUACUUUUGAUUUUUUUUAGCUUUAACAUAUAUUUUAUAGAAUACUAUGCAAAGCUGUGCAUUUUGAUGUCUUUGGAUGGUUUAAAUGUGUGAUUUAAAGUGUGUGACACCUUUUGUACACAAAAAGCACACUUAUAUGAACAAAUGUACUGGGCUACCUACACAUUACUGCUACAGAAGCGGCUGGAAAUCCAUGCCAUGAAGCUCCCAACAUAUGAUUUUGGAGCCGAUGUUAACGCCAGCAGAGGUUUGGACCUCUACAGUUACGGAGCCAGGAGAGCAUUGGAAACUUCAGUGCUAUCAGUGACCCCGUCCUAUAAUUUUAUAUGGUUUGACACUUUGUGGCUUGUUUUCUGUAGCAUCUAAACGCUUCCACUUUGCAAUACCGCUUAUAACUGAUUGUAGAAUAUUUAGGAGGAAAGAAAUUCCCCAGGCUGACUUGUUGCAAUGGUAGCCAUCCUAUUACAGCACCAUGCUUUAAGGUGGGGCCCAGUACUGUUGCCCAUACAGUGUA